This is a messenger RNA of Colletotrichum karsti, 1584 nucleotides long. RefSeq names its product asparaginase. The coding region runs from base 1 to 1584 and encodes 527 amino acids. The record is from RefSeq and is a predicted model, not a curated record. Lineage: Eukaryota; Fungi; Ascomycota; Sordariomycetes; Glomerellales; Glomerellaceae. The transcript has 2 exons. Gene Ontology annotation, molecular function: asparaginase activity; protein binding.
AUGGCCUCCCAACCCACCGUUGAGCGACUCCUUCCGGAGUCCAACUACCCGGAGUCCCGGGUUCUCGUUAUCAUGACGGGCGGAACCAUCUGCAUGCAACCUACCGCCGACGGACUCAAGCCCAUCGGCGGCUUUCUGAAGAAUGCCAUGGCCCCGCGCCCCUCCUUCAACGACAAGUCGACACCUUCAGUACAACUCGAGGCUUACAAGAACGGUCAAAAGGUUGUUCUUGACAGCCUGAGGACACCGCCCAGCGCUUACUCCCGUCACAUUCGCUACGGUGUCCUGGAAUUCUCUCCUUUGCUCGAUUCGAGCUCCAUCUCGGCCGAGGGCUGGACUGAGAUUGCCCAGACGAUUAGAGAGAACUAUCGUCUCUUUGAUGGCUUCGUUGUGCUGCACGGAACCGACUCACUAUCAUACACGGCUUCGGCUCUUUCUUUUAUGCUUUCUGACCUGGGCAAGCCCGUUAUUCUCACCGGUUCUCAGGCCUCCAUUUUUGCGCUCCAGUCAGAUGCCGUCGACAAUCUGCUGGGCUCGCUGAUCAUUGCAGGAACGUUCGUCGUCCCGGAGGUCGGUCUCUUCUUCCACCACAAGCUCUUCCGCGGCAACAGAACGAGCAAAAUCUCGUCCGCCGCUUUCGAGGCUUUCGCCAGCCCCAACUGCGAGCCCCUGGCCAAGGUCAAUGGAUUGGGUAUUGAUGUGAACUGGCCUAUCGUGUUGAGGCCCACCAGAAUCGCCGAGCUGCAGGUCACCCAACAUCUCGACACCGCGCACGUCGCCUGUCUGCGUGUUUUCCCGGGUAUCAGGCCCGAAAUGCUCGACUCCGUCCUCCGGGUCCCCGACCUUCGCGGUCUCAUCCUGGAAACCUUCGGCAUGGGCAACGCUCCGAGCGGCAUUGACGGCAGCCUGACCAAGGUCAUCAAAGCCGCCGUGGACCGUGGCGUCAUCGUCGUCAACGUCAGUCAGUGCAUGAGCGGCUUUGUCUCGCCCGUUUACGGCCCCGGAACCGAACUUGGCCGCGCCGGCGUCAUCUUCGGCCUGGACCUCACAGCCGAAGCGGCCCUGACGAAACUGUCCUACCUCCUUGCGGUGCCCAACCUCUCGACUGCCGAGGUCCGCGCGCGCAUGUCCCAAUCGAUCCGGGGCGAAAUGACCGAAAUGGCUCUUCCGGUAUUUUCGCACCCAUCCGGCUCGCUCGACUCGGUCGUGUCGCGACUAACGGCGACAGAAUCGGCUUUCACUGUCCUCGGCUACGCCGUACGGAACGGGGAUUUGAACAUGGUCAAAGAGAUCCUGGAUAACGACGCACAGCUCGAGCUGCUUAAGAUGGCCGACUACGCCGGCAAUACGGUGGUGCACCUCGCGGCCGUCGGCCCGGAUAUUGAGGUUCUGCGUGAGGUCCUCACGAGGGGAGCCAGCGUGCAUGCGCGAAACCGCGCCAACAACACCCCGCUGUAUCUCGCGGAGAAAACAGGCAACGAGGAGUGCGUCAGAUUGUUGAAGGAGACGGGUGCUCACUUAUGGCAGGACGAGGCGACUAUUUUGGAUUCGGUCCAGGCAUCUCAAGCAUCUGGAGGAGUUUAA